Molecule: messenger RNA, 1032 nt
Organism: Triticum dicoccoides
Lineage: Eukaryota; Viridiplantae; Streptophyta; Magnoliopsida; Poales; Poaceae
Product: actin-depolymerizing factor 5
Exons: 3
Coding region: 151-582 (143 amino acids)
Biological process (GO): actin filament depolymerization
Cellular component (GO): actin cytoskeleton
Molecular function (GO): actin binding
Source: RefSeq, a predicted model, not a curated record
CUCACCUAAUUGUCAAGAGACAAGAGGACUGCCAAACCCACACCCAUACAAGAGGCAGGCAAGGGGCACCCUCCUCAAGCCUCAAGCAACCAACGCAGUUCUUCCACCGAUAUUUCCUUCCCUCGCCGGCACCGCCGACGAUCUGCAGCCAUGGCAAUGGCUUACAAGAUGGCGACGGAGGGGAUGAACAUCAAGGAGGAGUGCAAGCGGUGGUUCACGGAGAUGAAGUGGAAGAAGGUGCACCGCUUCGUGGUCUACAAGAUCGACGAGCGGACGCGCGCCGUGCUGGUGGACAAGGUGGGCGGCCCCGGGGAGGGGUACGACGAGCUCGUCGCCGCGCUGCCCGGCGACGACUGCCGCUACGCCGUCUUCGACUUCGACUUCGUCUCCGUCGACAACUGCCAGAAGAGCAAGAUCUUCUUCAUCGCAUGGUCGCCGGCGGCGUCGAGGAUAAGGGCCAAGAUUCUGUACGCGACGUCGAAGCAAGGCCUGCGGCGGGUGCUGGAGGGGGUCCACUACGAGGUGCAGGCCACCGAGCGCUCCGAGAUGGGCUUCGACGUCAUCAGAGAGCGCGCGCAAUGAGCGAGCUUGCUGCCGGGAGUGAGUUUUAUGUCUGCAGUCUGCGCGACGAUCGCCGCUGUACUAUAAUCGGACGGACGCUGAUUGGGGCUGGUUGGGUGUGCUCUGCCGGCAGCCUCGAUGCAACCUGACGAGGGUUUGGGCUUUGAUUUAGAAAAAUUAUCCGUGGUUUGAGAUUGUGCCGUGUGAUGUAUAGGCGGAGCUGAGAGAGUGGCAGCGGAUUAAUGAAACGUCCCAUCUCUGCGUGCGACGUGGAAAUUCCACUGACGCUGGGGAUGCCCCGACUUCGUUUGCUAUUGUGCUUCAACACUUCAACCGUUCAAGAUAGUACUACUACGGUUGAUUGCUUUAGACUGCCUCUUGGUCUGGUGGAAUUAUUGUUCCAGGUGUUCUUCGCCUCUGUUACGCCCAACUCAAAGCGGAAUUUGUAAGGACACGGGAGGCUCUUCUUCA